This is a messenger RNA of Xyrauchen texanus (razorback sucker), 1355 nucleotides long. RefSeq names its product synapsin-3-like. The transcript has 11 exons. The record is from RefSeq and is a predicted model, not a curated record. Gene Ontology annotation, biological process: neurotransmitter secretion. Gene Ontology annotation, molecular function: ATP binding. Lineage: Eukaryota; Metazoa; Chordata; Actinopteri; Cypriniformes; Catostomidae. Bases 96 to 1355 code for a protein of 419 amino acids. Gene Ontology annotation, cellular component: synaptic vesicle; synaptic vesicle membrane.
CGUUCCCGUCAUGCGCCGUGAGCGCGAGCGCUGCUGCUGCUGGAGUCGGUGUGGCACGAGCUCAGACGCUUCUGAGAUUAAUCUCCAGCUUCAUCAUGAAUUACCUGCGCAGGCGUCUGUCAGACAGCAGCUUUGUAGCUAAUCUGCCCAACAGCUACAUGAUGGACCCGCAGAGAUCGUCCAGUUCCACCAGUUCGCCAGCCUCACCCGCCACUGAGCGCCGGCAGCCGCCCGCCCAACAGAACCAACCAGCUCAACCGCCCCAGCAGGCCCCGCCCCCGACCGCGCCGUCUGGAGGAGGGUUCCUCAGCUCGUUCUCCAGCGUGGUGAAAACGGCUCAGCUCGCCAGCGCAGUUCAUGCUAAAGCGUCUGCACACGCUGAGGCCGCGGCGGCCGCUGCAUCAGUCGCUCCAGCUAAACCUGCCGUACGCAAACCCAAAGUCCUGCUGGUCAUCGACGACCCUCAUACAGACUGGUCGAAGUACUUCAGAGAAAGGAAGCUGAAUGGAGAAUAUGAGAUCCGUGUGGAGCAGGCGGAGUUUUCUGAGAUCAAUCUGGCGUCAUACGUGAACACUGGCUGUACGGUGGACAUGCAGGUGUACAAAGGAGGAACUAAAGUCAUUAGAUCGUUCAAGCCAGAUUUUGUCCUGAUUCGGCAGCACGCCUACAGCAUGGCUCCGGGAGAAGACUUCAGGAAUCUGGUGAUCGGUCUGCAUUAUGGCGGCGUUCCCAGCGUUAACUCACUCUUCUCCAUUUACAACUUCUGCAGCAAACCCUGGGUGUUCUCUCACAUGAUCAAACUCUAUCAAGCUCUCGGUCCUGAGAAAUUCCCUCUCAACGAGCAAACCUUCUUCCCAGACCACUCACAGAUGAUGCCCACAGCAACAUUCCCAGUGGUGGUGAAGAUGGGACACGCCCAUGCCGGCAUGGGAAAGAUCAAAGUGGAGAGCGCUAAUGAUUUUCAGGACAUCACCAGUGUGGUCGCGAUAGCUAAAACAUACGCCACCGCUGAGCCUUUCGUGGACUCCAAGUACGACAUCCGGAUCCAGAAAAUCUGCAACAACUACAAAGCAUACAUGAGAACGUCUAUCUCAGGUAACUGGAAGGCAAACACGGGUUCUGCAAUGCUGGAACAGAUCGCUAUGACAGACAGGUAUCGCAUGUGGGUCGACUCGUGCUCGGAGAUGUUUGGAGGUCUGGAUAUCUGCGCUGUUAAAGCCGUCCAUGGCAAAGAUGGCAAAGACUACAUUAUAGAGGUGUGUCCUGUAGAUCACACACACACACACACACACACACACACACACACACACACACACUCACACACACACUCACACAAUGUCACUGUUGCUCUCUAG